AAUGGAAGGAGGAACGGAAGAGAAGGAGAGCCUCGUCGUCGUCGUCGUCUCCCUUCAGGCUCUCCUCCCGCGGAGCAGGAAAGGCGGAAGUUAGCUUGCUCCGGAGCUAGGGAACCGGAUCCUCCUCAAUCCCAUGCGGCGCUUUUGAUUCAAAGCGAGGUUGGACCUAGAUUUGCUUGGAAUUAUCAGGAAGACCAGCUGAAAUGUAUAUCAAAUCAAUUGUCCUUGAGGGGUUCAAAUCUUAUGCUCAACGAACAGAGGUUAAUGACUUUGACCCAUUGUUCAAUGCCAUUACUGGCUUAAAUGGAAGUGGCAAGUCAAAUAUUCUGGACUCCAUCUGUUUCUUGCUGGGCAUCACCAAUCUGUCACAAGUACGAGCUUCCAACCUGCAAGAUCUUGUAUACAAAAAUGGACAGGCGGGAAUUACUAAGGCUACUGUCUCAAUCACCUUUGAUAAUUUUGAUAAGAAGCAGAGUCCACUAGGAUUUGAGAAUCAUGAUGAGAUUACAGUUACAAGACAGGUGGUAAUAGGAGGUAGAAAUAAAUAUCUUAUCAAUGGUGUGAAUGCAAACAAUACUAGAGUACAGGAUCUUUUCUGCUCUAUUGGAUUGAAUGUCAAUAAUCCUCACUUUCUUAUUAUGCAGGGGCGCAUUACCAAAGUUCUCAAUAUGAAGCCUCCAGAGAUUUUGGCUAUGAUUGAAGAAGCCGCUGGCACAAGGAUGUAUGAGUGCAAGAAAAUAGCUGCCCAGAAGACAAUAGAGAAAAAAGAAGCAAAGCUUAAAGAAAUUUGCACGAUUUUAGAAGAAGAAAUCACACCCACUUUGCAGAAACUGAAAGAGGAACGAUCCUCCUAUUUGGAAUACCAAAAGGUUAUGCGAGAGAUAGAACAUCUGAGUCGUCUCUAUAUUGCAUAUCAGUUUGGGUUAGCUGAAGAAACCAAAGCACAUUCUGCUGAUGUGCUAAAGGAAAUGGAAGACAAUAUUUCAAAAUGUCAAGAAAAGAUCACCGAGAAUGAGAAGGCGGCAAAGGAACUCAGCAAAGAAAUAUCAGAAAUGGAAAAGAAAAGGGAUCAAGAAUUUGGUGGUGUGCUUCAUUCACUUGAAGAAGCUCUUGCUGAAGUUCAGAGAACUGAUACCAAAGUGCAAAGUACACUGGAUAUCAAAAAGCAAAACUUGGCAAGUGAAGAAAAAAGGCACAGAGAGCUGGUGAAAUGCAUGCAAGAGGAUUCUAAAGCUGUGGUCUCAAAGGAAAAAGAAGUCAAGAAGAUAACAGAUGCACUGAGUGCUCUUCGUGAAGCCAGUAAUAAAGACACUGAGGCCUUGGCUGCUGCACAACAACAUUUCAAUGCUGUGUCAGCUGGUCUGUCAAGUAGUGAAGAUGGAGAAGAUGCCACUCUUGCUGGACAGAUGAUGGCCUGCAAGAAUGAUAUAAGCAAGGCACAAACAGAAGCUAAACAAGCAGAGAUGAAGCUGAAACAUGCUCAGCAGGAGCUCAAGACCAAACAAGCUGAAGUGAAGAAAAUGGAUAGUGGAUAUAAGAAAGACCAAGAUGCUUUUGAAGCAGUCAAAAAGCAGAAAGAGAAACUUGAAAACGAAAUGAAGAAGCUGAACUAUGAAGAUAAAAAAGAAGAAAACCUUUUAGAAAAACAAAGGGAGUUGUCUCGUGUAGUUAACCACUUGAGAGAAUCCUAUGAAGUUUUAAUGACCAAGUUCCCCAAUCUGCGUUUUGAGUACAGGGAUCCAGAAAGAAACUGGAACCCAAAUCAUGUCAAGGGGCUUGUGGCGUCUCUGAUUACUGUGAAAGAUGUCUCUACGGCAACAGCACUAGAAGUGGUUGCUGGUGGUCGACUGUACAAUGUGGUGGUGGACACAGAGGUUACUGGCAAAAAAUUGCUAGAAAAGGGUGAACUGAAGCGUCGCUACACCAUUAUUCCAUUGAACAAAAUCUCAGCGAAAUGUAUCGGGAAAGAAGCUGUGAGAGUGGCCAAAUCCUUGGUUGGUGAUAACAACGUCCAUGUAGCCCUCAGCCUGGUGGGUUAUGAGUCUGAAAUUCAAAAGGCCAUGGAAUAUGUCUUUGGGGGUACAUUGGUUUGCGACAACAUGGAUAAUGCCAAGAAAGUUACUUUUGAUAAAAGAGUUAUGACCAAAACUGUCACUCUUGGUGGAGACACAUUUGAUCCUCAAGGCACUCUCAGCGGAGGUGCCAGAUCACAAUCUGCAUCAGUUUUAUCCAAGCUUCAGGAGGUGAAAGAGGUGCAAGAAGAAUUAAAAGCAAAGGAGGCAGAACUACAGACGAUAGGAAAGGAACUAGCAAGUCUGCAGGGCACUGCUGAAAAGUAUCGUCACUUGAAGCAGCAGUGGGAGAUGAAAUCUGAAGAAGGCGAACUAUUGCAAACCAAGUUGCAGCAAAGUGCCUACCACAAACAGCAGGAAGAGUUAGAUACACUGAAAAAAACCAUUGAGGAGAGUGAAGAGACUUUGAAGAAAACAAAAGAGGUACAAAAGAAAGCAGAGGAAAAACUCAAAGUGCUGGAACACAAAAUGAAGAAUGCUGAAGCAGAAAGAGAGAAAGAGUUGAAAAAUGCCCAGCAGAAGCUAGAUGGAGCCAAGAAAAAAGCUGAUGCUUCCAGCAAAAAGAUGAAAGAAAAGGAGCAGGAAGUUGAAGCUUUGGUGUUAGAACUGGAAGAACUAAAACGCGAACAGACCUCUUAUGAGCAACAGAUUGAGGCUGUGAAUGAAGCUAUUAAAUCAUUCCAAGAACAGAUUGAGGUUAUAUCUGCAGAAGUAGCAAAGAACAAGGAAAACGUGAAGAAAGCUCAAGAUGAACUGGCUAAGCAAAAAGCAGUGGUGAUGGCCCAGGAUAAAGCAAUUAAAGCAAAAUCCACCGAGGUUGUAAAGUACAAAGAACAAAACAAUGAAUCACAACUGAAGAUUAAAGAAUUAGAACACAAUAUCAGUAAACACAAGCGGGAGGCUUCUGAUGCUUCUGCAAAGGUUGCUAAAAUGCUGAAAGACUAUGAUUGGAUAGCUUCAGAAAAGCAUCUCUUUGGCCAGCCAAAUACAGCUUAUGAUUUCAAGACUAACAAUCCGAAAGAAGCUGGUCAGAGGCUACAGAAGCUGCAGGAGAAGAAAGAGAAGCUGGGCAGGAAUGUCAACAUGAGAGCUAUGAACAUGCUUUCAGAAGCAGAAGAAAGGUAUAAUGACUUGAUGAAGAAGAAAAGAAUUGUUGAGAAUGACAAAUCUAAAAUUCUUGCAACAAUUGUGGAGCUUGAUCAAAAGAAAAAUGAAGCUCUAAACAUCGCCUGGCAAAAAGUAAACAAAGACUUUGGAUCAAUUUUCUCAACACUUCUGCCAGGGGCCAAUGCAAUGCUGUCUCCUCCUGAAGGUCAAACCGUUCUAGAUGGUCUAGAAUUCAAAGUUGCUUUGGGAAACACUUGGAAGGAAAACUUAACAGAAUUAAGUGGGGGCCAAAGGUCCCUCGUAGCAUUGUCUUUGAUCUUAGCCAUGCUUCUCUUCAAGCCGGCUCCCAUCUACAUCCUGGAUGAGGUGGAUGCAGCCCUUGAUCUCUCUCACACCCAAAAUAUUGGGCAGAUGCUUCGGACCCACUUCAGGCACUCCCAGUUCAUUGUCGUGUCACUGAAGGAUGGCAUGUUCAACAAUGCAAAUGUACUCUACAAGACUAAGUUUGUGGAUGGCGUUUCUACUGUGGCAAGAUAUACUCAAGCUCAAACAGGAAAUAGUGGGGCUGCUCAACACAGACCUGAUAAGACCAAAAUGAAGGAGAAGAGACAAAGACCACCGGUGGAUGUUUGAAGAGUAAACCUCUGGAUGACAUUUUUCUCUCUAAAGACACUGUGUUGAUAACCUGUUGUAAAUUUAGUACUGUUCUUACUCCAUGCCUUAACAUUAUCCCAUCUAAAAUGGAAUCUGGGAUAGUUGUGUUCUUUGGAUCUGCCAAUCUGCUGGAUCUUGUUCAAUAUAUUUAUGACAUGUUUUGAAAUGUCUUCCUCAGUGUCAGUUCAGAAACUUGUAAAUAUUUUUUUGCUGUUUUCUUAAGUGACUGGUAUAUAUAUUUUCAACUAUGAGAGGGUAACUAGUAUGUAAACUCUUAAGCUUACCUUGCUUUUCUUUGAAGGCAAGAACCAAACAUUGUUUGAUUUUUGGAAUUUACUCAUGUAACGAUUUUCAGUUAUGUAUGGAACAUGUUUACAAUUACAAACAUGCAUAUCAGUUUUUAUUCCAGCAAUAGCAUGGCAAGAUAGAAAGAAAACAUUGAAAGGCUGUGCACCCCACAAGCUUCCUUCCAAAGGAGUGGGAGACUCGGAUCCAAAACACACUGCAGAAACAAUCCAGUUUGAGAUCACUUUAACUGCCUUGGCUCAAUGCUAGGGACUUCUGGGAGCAGUAGUUUUGUGAGACAUUUAGCCUAUCAGAGAGGCCACCACAAACUAUAGUUCCCAGAAUUCCCUAGCACUGAACCAAAGUAGUUAAACUGGACUCAGACGAUUUCUGCAAUGUGUUUUGGACCAAAGACUGGGAAAGCAUGCAAAUAUAAAAAUAAAACUUUACAAGAGUACAACACUGGUUAACUCCAGACCCUAAUGUCUGAUACUUUUUAAAGCAAACUUGGCUCUUAAUGUUUGUAUUCACCAAAAUCAUCAUCAUCAUGAAAUAUUCAUCUUUCAUUAAUUGAAUUAAAGCAAACAACUUUGCUUCCUCUUGUUUCUCUAAACUUUUGUUUGAGACCAAAGGACUUAAUUUCUAAGCCAGAACUGUGGGAGGGCUGCUUUCAUAAUGGAAAGAAAGCUGCAAAGAGAACCAUCUUUAAUGACUACUGGGUGGGAGGGGCUCACAAUUUUAGUGGCCUCUGGUAAUUAUUGAAGACAGCACCACCAGCUUACUGCAGUAAAAGGUUCACAUGCCAGCAAAUACAAGAACACUUGCUGAUUUUGCCUUUCAUUCCAUGGCUUUACCUUUCUACAAUUAAGCUCAUAUCUAGAAUGCAGCAGAUAUGUCCUGCUAUGAGCACAGUUACCCU
This is a messenger RNA of Sceloporus undulatus (fence lizard), 5037 nucleotides long. RefSeq names its product structural maintenance of chromosomes 2 (gene SMC2). The transcript has 25 exons. Gene Ontology annotation, biological process: chromosome organization. Lineage: Eukaryota; Metazoa; Chordata; Lepidosauria; Squamata; Phrynosomatidae. Gene Ontology annotation, molecular function: protein binding; ATP hydrolysis activity; ATP binding. Gene Ontology annotation, cellular component: chromosome. The record is from RefSeq and is a predicted model, not a curated record. The coding region runs from base 204 to 3812 and encodes 1202 amino acids.